Gloeophyllum trabeum ATCC 11539 is the source of this 918-nucleotide messenger RNA. RefSeq lists its product as uncharacterized. NCBI's taxonomy places the organism in Eukaryota, Fungi, Basidiomycota, Agaricomycetes, Gloeophyllales, Gloeophyllaceae. The record is from RefSeq and is a predicted model, not a curated record. The coding region runs from base 1 to 918 and encodes 305 amino acids. The transcript has 4 exons.
AUGGCUGUAUGCACGGCCAUACAAAAGUGUGCUGGAGCUCCGCCCAUGGAGUCUAUUACCCUUCUGCAAGCCAUCGUGCGGCCUACAAAAUCCACCCAACAGGAGGAGAAAACUGCUCUCAUUCAGGCUGUCAUCGGCGUAAAGUACGCUAGCUAUGAAGAAUGGCGUUCUCUGCUGAAGCCAUACAUAUUGAAGAUCUCUCCGCUCAGCAGGACCUCUUUCCAUAUGUUCCAGGGGUUAUUUGACAUGAAACCUGAAGAACGGCGUGUGAAUGAAGAUAUGCUGGUCAAUGAUAUAGCAAACCAUCAGCUCUCACGGAACCUCCUGUGCCAAAUAUUUACCAGGGUCACUAUCAUCAUGUUUACCUUUGACUGGAACCGAGCUACAAAGCAGGCCAAGUCGUCCAUGAAGCGUCAAGCAUACCUGCUAUCUCAAGGUCUAUCCUUGGCUGAUGUGCAAGAAAUGUCGCAAGACGAGAUAAAGCAGAGAAUCAAAUCUGAAGCCUUGAGUUUCAAGUAUUUCAAGAAUCAGCACGAACAUGAAGUGACCGCUCGCAACCGCUUCUUCCAGUUGUGGCAAAGAAUAGGAGCCUCAGCCUUGUUUGAACCGAUAUGGUCGAUCCAAAACAUGAAGAACAAACGUCGGGCCCACCUCCACCAAGCCUACUUGGAUAUGGUACAAGGCCGCAACGGACACGCAGCCCCCCUGCUCGAUAAUGGAUCCAAUGCCCUGGCCCUUACACACCAGUGCUACAAACACGUUUUACUGUGCUUGUGUCGGGCCAUAGGGGGCGCAGAAUUUUCCGAUGCCAUUCAAGACUUUCUUGCUUUGGAACAGGGUAAGACUAUUCAUGACAGUCAGGCAGGUCCACAGCCAACAUCAGAGGGAGAUUCUGCUAGUACUAGCACCCAGGAUUAG